Messenger RNA from Penicillium cosmopolitanum, 561 nucleotides. RefSeq lists its product as uncharacterized. The coding region runs from base 1 to 561 and encodes 186 amino acids. The record is from RefSeq and is a predicted model, not a curated record. The transcript has 2 exons. NCBI's taxonomy places the organism in Eukaryota, Fungi, Ascomycota, Eurotiomycetes, Eurotiales, Aspergillaceae.
AUGCCCCAGUUCAGCAGCUUUACUUCAAAGCAGAAACUUGACUUAAAGACUACUCACUUCGCCGGCAACUCUAAAACACAAAUUAUAGCCUCCAAGACAUUCGUAAUCAUUGCUGGCGUCGGUCCCGUAACGGGCACCUCCAUCGCCAGAAAGUUUGCUAAAGCCUACUCCGUGGUUCUUCUGGCCCAUAAUCCGGCUAGCUAUAAGGCUAUUGUCGAGGAAAUCAACUCUGGCGGUGGCCAGGCCGUAGGCAUUAGUACAGACCCCACCGAUUCGAACAGUCUAAAGUAUACUUUAGACCAGAUCGCAACGCAGUACUUAGGCUCUGCUCUUGCAGCGGUAAUAUUUAAUUCUGGCGGUAGGUUUACGUGGAAGGCAUUCCUAGAUCUGAUGGACGAGGGUCAUCGUUGCAUGCGCCUUAGCACCUAUCCUAGCAUUAACUCUGCGAUACACUAUGUCUGCACACUAGAAGUGGAACCUGCCCGACCAGUGUAUCUAUCAGGUGAGACUUAUUCCUGCAUCUUUUCGGAUUGGCACGCUGGCCAGCCCCUUAGCUACUAG